Molecule: messenger RNA, 3456 nt
Organism: Uloborus diversus
Lineage: Eukaryota; Metazoa; Arthropoda; Arachnida; Araneae; Uloboridae
Product: pyridoxal kinase-like
Exons: 10
Coding region: 165-1073 (302 amino acids)
Biological process (GO): pyridoxal 5'-phosphate salvage
Cellular component (GO): cytosol
Molecular function (GO): pyridoxal kinase activity
Source: RefSeq, a predicted model, not a curated record
CAUUAGGAUCGGCUAGUAAUUUGCGAUGCUCCUUUAACCAUGAAAUCAGCUGACCUGAAAUCAGUAAACAUGAUAAUUCGCUUUUUCUCAGAUUAGCUACGGUCUUGUUUUGAAUCGACGGAGAUAUCUUGUGAAAGUUUUAUUGUUGAAUAUUUCGACUAAAGAUGGAAAGAAAUUGCGAAUUUGAGCGCCGUGUUUUGUCGAUUCAAAGUCAUGUAGUUUCUGGUUAUGUUGGAAAUAAAAGCGCAAUAUUUCCCUUGCAAGUUUUAGGGUUUGAAGUUGAUUACAUUAAUUCCGUUCAACUUUCAAACCAUACUGGUUAUAAGCAUAUAAAAGGUCAACGCUUGAAUGCAGAUGAGCUUUUUGAAUUGUAUGAAGGACUAAGAUUGAACAAUCUUUUAUUCUACUCCCACUUAUUGACAGGGUACAUUGGGACUGCUACAUUUUUAAAAGAACUUGUAAACAUUGUAAAGCAACUGAAAGAAAUUAAUCCUAAUUUGUACUAUGUUUGUGAUCCAGUGUUAGGUGACAAUAAUGAAUUAUAUGUUCCAGAAGAAUUAUUGCCAAUCUAUAGAAACGAUGUUAUUCCACUAGCUGAUUUAAUUACACCUAACCAAUUUGAAGCAGAACUUCUUACUGGUGUGGCUAUUAAAACCAAAGAAGAUGCAAUUGAAGCUAUAAAUAUUCUGCAUAAAAGUGGUGUUAAAACAGUUGUUCUAUCAAGUGUGGAAUUAGGCACCAAAGAAAAUCUUACAUUACUUGGUAGUUCGUUAAAUGGAGAUGAAAAAACAUUGAUUUCUUUAACAUUUCCUAAAAUGUCGGCUGUAUUCACGGGAUCUGGAGACUUGUUUUCUGCUUUACUCUUAGCAUGGAUGUCUAAAACUAACAGAAAUUUAAAGAUUUCGUGCGAAAAAGCCUUAAAUACGAUGCAAAGUGUCUUAAAAAGAACAAUUGAUUCAAAAUCAGAUUUCAAUAAAGGACAAGGUUCUCCUUUUGAAAUGGAACUCAAAAUUGUUCAAAGCAAAAAUGACAUUGAAAAUCCCCCAAGCACUCUGAAAUGUCAAGAAUUAUAAUUAGUCAUAUUUUUAGUUUGUAAAUUGAUAUUGUUUUUAAAAGAAAACUUGGGAGCUAUUCAUGAACCAAGUGAGACAGAACGAGAAUGAUCAUAGAAAAUCAGCACAUAAUUAUUUAUAAAUGUAAAAGGAUUUUUUUUUCUCCUAUUAUGUUUGUAUUUUAACCUGGACAAUGUUUUCCGGACAGCAGUAAGAUUAUAUAACUAUUAUUAAUGAUAUCAUUUAUUUCUGUUGCGAUUUUGAAUCAAAAAACCUGAUUUUAUAGAAGUAUUAGUCUUUUUUUUAACCUGCUAUUGUAACAAGGAUUAGGCAUAACUGCCAUCAGUCUUUGUGGGGCAGCUAAAUAUAGUUCAGAGAGACAUCUAAAACUAUUAUAACCAUUAGCAGUAUUUUCAACCAAUAAUAAAAUCAUCUUAUCAAUUUGUUUGCAAAAUAUUUUUCAAAGUUUGCUGGUUUAAAUUGAAAAAGGCAAGUCUGAAAAAUCCUAGAAAAUGUAAGAACUAUAAAUUGCAAAUCCACUCUCCUGAAUUAACAUCACACAAUAAUUACUCAUUGUGGGAAAUAUACCUCGGAACCGAUUCUGUAAAGGCAUCAUGUAAUGGGUGCCUGCUAGAUUUUUCUUUAUUGGUGGCAAAUAGACCUAGUAAAUUCAUUAUUUAAAAUCAAUUUCAAAGCUACUCAAUUACUGUCCGGCGAAAAGAUAACUCGUGAGUUAACAAAUAGGUUGUCAGAAGAUUUACCACUUUUUUUUGGGGAUUUUCUCUGCAGUAAAGAAAAUAAACUAAUAACUGCUAUCUGCUUGGUGCUUGCUUUGAUAUUGUAUGCGCCAAACAUGUGGUUAAUGCCCCAAAAUGGCAUAUUUCAUCAUUUACAUAGUCUUUUUUUUCUGUGACGCUGUAUGAUUUAUCUUUUACCAACUAAAAAUUUUCCUUUUUUUUUUAUGUAAUUUAACAUUUUUUCGUCCAAGUAAAAUGUUGCAGAGGUUAGAACUGCCCACGUUCUUGCAGUCCCUUUUGUGAACACAUAUGUAGAAAUAAGCCAAAAGUGAUUUAAAACCAAGUCUCAUGGUUUUUGAAUAAGCUCCUGACAUUAAGAAAAUGUAUUUUAUUCUCUGAAAUGUUAUUGAUAACUUAAAAUAGCUUCAAAUUUUCUGUGUGCUGUAAUUUUUUUUUAUUUUUUAUAAGUAAACCUUGGACCAAAAUAAUUUGCGAAAUCCAGCGUGACUGUUACGUACAAAGGCAUCUUUAUUGUUUAAAAUAUAUAUAGUACAACCUCAAUUUAUCAAUUUUCAUGAGGUAAUUUUCAAAAAUUGGAAUUAAUCUUUUAUUUUCACUAAUCUUUUGUUCUCUCUAAUCUGUUUUCUUUCAGUUUUAUGCUUCAUUACUUGCAAAUGAAAUACUGAUGCUAACUGCAUCUUUGGUAACAAUUUAACUCUAAAUCAGAAAGUCCUAAUUCCAGUUGUGAGAUAGAUACUUGUUUUAAAAACGUGACCCCUUUCUGACAUUCCCCAUAUCUUUGCCAAUAGCUUUCAUCAAACAUACGCAUUUUUGAUUUUAUUUAAUUGCAUAUAAAUAAGUUCUAUUCAUUAACUUACAAUUCCAUUACUCUAUUCAUCCAUACGUAUGAUUCAUUUUUUUUUUCUAUGUUCAUACAUUUGUUUUAAUAGUAGAGGUAUAUUUAGACCAUAUAUUAUACUGUGCAAAUUUGUUUCGUCUUUUGAUGCAUUCUUCUGAAGCAUGUUUAAUUUUUUCUAGCUUCAAAUUAUAGAAUAGCUUUGAGUUUUAAAGUGCUUUAAAAUAUGCUACAUAAAUGUUUUUUAAUCAGUUUUGUUUUUAAAACGGAUGUAACUAACUGUUCAUAUGUUACUUUAUUUUAAUGUUAUGAAGUCAUAAAUAUUAUAAACUACUUAUUUCAUUCAGUCCUAACAGGCAUGAGGACUUGUUUGUUUUUCCUUUUGUAUUUCUGUAUUUUUUUAAAAUUAUCUUUGAUUUGUUUCUUUCUAGACAAAAGGCUACAUUAUUUAAGCCUUUAUAAAUUUAAUUUCCCAAUUGAGAGAACCAGUAAAAAUUUUUAAUUGUAUGGUUUUUAUAUAAAGUACUGAAAUAUAACUAUUAAACUGUAUGUAAUGAACUAUAUUGAGCAACGUUUUUGAAAUACAGAGUUCCUGUAUAAUUAGAAGAGUCAAUCAAUAGAUUGUAAGAAUUAACUUUUGCCAAAUGAGAACAUGCCAUAGCCUUUUAUUUUUUAUUUGAACUUGAUAUAUUUUUUUUUUUUCAAAAGUCCUCUUUUGUUUGCUUUUAUUUAAAAAAAAUAUCUAAAAAUUGUUUCAUGAAACUUUGAUUACACUUUUUAUACUAAUAAAUAAGUUGACUUCAUUAAAAAA